AUGUGGAUAAGGGUUCCGAGGAAGAAAGGAGAUGGGAUGAAACAGAUGCUGCUGAAGAGAUGCUCGAGCUUCGGAAAGAAGAACAAUGGCGGCUGCGGCCAUGGCGAUGUCCCAAAGGGCCACUUCGUCGUCUACGUGGGAGCCUCCAGGUUCCGACACGUGCUCCCCAUCCCCUUCCUCUCCCAUCCCAUCUUCCAGAUGCUGCUCGAACAAGCAGAGGAAGAGUUCGGGUUCAGACAUCAAACUGGCCUCACCAUUCCUUGCGAAGAAGAUCUGUUCCGUUCUCUCCUCGCUUCCAUCACAUGA
Messenger RNA from Tarenaya hassleriana, 306 nucleotides. RefSeq names its product auxin-induced protein 15A-like. The transcript is spliced from 2 exons. NCBI's taxonomy places the organism in Eukaryota, Viridiplantae, Streptophyta, Magnoliopsida, Brassicales, Cleomaceae. Gene Ontology annotation, biological process: response to auxin. The coding region runs from base 1 to 306 and encodes 101 amino acids. The record is from RefSeq and is a predicted model, not a curated record.